AUGCUCGCUUGCUUGUUUGGGAGGCCCCCCUUGCCGCCGAUCCUUGCUCCUUCACCACCACCACCACCACCGACCACACAACGCCAACUGCCACUGCUGGCCUCCGACGCCGCUGCCGCGUGGCUGUCGAGCGCUCUCUCUCUCGUCCAGUCUCAUUUGCGUCCAGAUCUUCCGCUGCAACCGUCCCACCCCACCUCCGACAACGCCACCGUGCCACCGCGCACCUCGGCAACAUCGCAUCGCGUUGCUCCCAAUCAGGCGUGGCAAGAGCCCCUCCAGCAGCCUCACCUAGCAACCUCCCGCUCCCAUCUCAAGGAUCGCUGCUAUCCUUCUCAACACCAUCCAUCGACCACACAACUCAUCUAUACGAUGCUUGUCGGCGCAUAG
This is a messenger RNA of Moesziomyces aphidis, 387 nucleotides long. The record is from the annotation of a GenBank genome assembly. NCBI's taxonomy places the organism in Eukaryota, Fungi, Basidiomycota, Ustilaginomycetes, Ustilaginales, Ustilaginaceae.